AUGGCAUCAUGGAUARUACCAUGGCUGAACAACUUACUUGAUCACAAUGGCGAAUCACAACAAACAACAAACGCAAAGGAGAAUUCAACAGAAAAGGAUUUCGAAAAGUUACUCGAGAAGCACAGACAAGAAAAGACUUUAGCGCCCUAUUUUGUAACUCCAGAGAUUUGCAACGAGUACAAAGACACUGUUAGCGAAUUGGGAUUUUCGCUGUUCGACGCCCUGCAAGCUGGACUUGCCGACUCYAAGAAAAACCUUCACAAUAUCGGCUUCUUGGCAGCAGAUGCGCAUGCUUAUAACCUCUAUCAGAAGGUUUUAAAACCACUAAUUGCAAGCAUUAAUCUUAUUAAUCCACGCACUGUUCGUGUAAAUAUCUAUUCCAGGAAAUUUGAUGUUGGAAAGUUGAGAAAUUUGGAGAAUCUAGAUACAAGUUACAUAGAGUGUUGUAGAGUGAGGGUACUGCGUUCACUGCGCAGAUUUCCAUUUUCAUGGUCAUGUAAUGAAAGUCAAAGGAGAAAAGUGGAAGAAAUUGUCAAAUCAGCGUUCUCCAAGCUUAAAGAGUCACAAACCUCGUAUUACAUCCGCCUUUCUGACCACAGUCAAGAAGCAAGACUUAAACUAAUGAAAAAACAUUGCAUCUUCACACGAAACGUUGACACCRCAGACCCUGCCUGGACAACGGGACGCAGUCUUCUCUGCGGAAGCGUAGGAAGUCCAGUCAUUGUGGUCAACGASSCUGAACAUAUCAAAGUUAUCAUUCAGAAAAAAGGAGCGGAUGUUUUUAGUGCUUUCAGAAAACUUUAUGAUUUUCUGGAGAAACUGGAGCGUUUACUAAGUGAGGACGGGCACGAGUUUGCCUUUGAUGAUUACUAUGGCUACCUGACGUCAAGCCCGAGGGAGACUGGUACUGGACUACGAGUCAGUGUGAUUGUAAAGCUACCUUUGUUGGCUAAGGACCAACGAUUUCCAUUCAUAUUGCACCGUCUUCUUCUGGAGGACAAUAUUCUAGGUUUUGGGAUUUACAAUGUACUAGAACUGUCAAAUUACAGAAGAGCAGAUGGCAAUGAGGUUGACAUACUCCACGCAUUCCUCUCUUCCGUACACUGCCUCAUCUCAAUGGAGAAGUUGCUUGAGAAUGGAUWCAAGAUUGAUUCGAUUUUACCGAAGCUUUUUAUCAACACAGGCCCUGGAAGAACACGAGCAUAACUGCAAAUAUCACUAAAGCUCGGCUUUUAU
Messenger RNA from Exaiptasia diaphana, 1236 nucleotides. RefSeq names its product creatine kinase U-type, mitochondrial. The coding region runs from base 1 to 1206 and encodes 401 amino acids. Gene Ontology annotation, molecular function: creatine kinase activity. Gene Ontology annotation, biological process: phosphocreatine biosynthetic process. The transcript has 5 exons. The record is from RefSeq and is a predicted model, not a curated record. Lineage: Eukaryota; Metazoa; Cnidaria; Anthozoa; Actiniaria; Aiptasiidae.